CCACAAGUGGUUGACGUGCGUUCCAGCCUAUCAGCAUGUGUCGUCAUAUCACCCGUUGCCACCUUUUACGCAUCACUCAAAGAACGAGCUUGAUUACGCCGAGUGCUGAAUGUACCUUAUCUAAUGUCAGAGAAAGGUAUAUCCUCAAUAAUUCCCACCUGUGCGGCCAGACAGAAAUGGGUAUCAAACACACCUGCAAGUCUAUAUUUUUCAUCUGUAUGGUGUUUACUGUCGUAUUCCUUUUUGGAUUUAGAUCUCAUGUGCAAGACAAUGCAGGAUCUUGGAAUGGAAUCAAUGCUCCCAAGGGCUUCAACCUGUUGACCAUCCACACGAAUCAAGGCCGCCUAGGGAACCAAAUGUUCACAUUCGCCACCCUGUACGGUUUGGGUCGUCUUAACCAUCGAAGUAUCGCGCUCAUGCCUUCCAACUACGAAGUGCUUCAAAAGUAUUUCGAUAUCAGCAUUUUCCCAUUGGUGGACGAGAAGCAUUUCGUUGAAGUUCAGCCCUGGCAGAUAGGUAACUGGCUGAAGGAGGAGGACAAGGCCAUUCCUCUUGUUUCAAACAUUGUGAAAGGGAACAUUUACCCGACCUCCUAUACUUUCUUCGAUCAUGUCAGGGAGGAGAUCAAAGAGCUAUUUCGUUUCAGCGACAAAAUAAAAAAUGAUGCGGUAGAGUUCCUCAGGCAUGUCAAGAUUGUCCGCCCCUCCACAGAAGUUUAUGUUGGGGUCCAUGUGAGACGCGGCGAUUAUCUGAGCCAUACCGGCGGAGGAUGGCUGAGGGCCUUCGACGGCAGGGAAGUGGACUUCGCCUUCUUCCAAAGGGCUGUUGACUAUUUCAGGAACAAGUAUGCCAACGUUACCUUUCUGGCUGUAAGCGAUGAUCGUGAAUGGUGCAGGAAGAAUUUGGCACAGUUUGGCAUCCUAACAACACCUGAUAGUCCUGGUCCUGCCGAAGAUUUGGCUCUGUUGGCAGAAUGCAACCAUACCAUCAUGACUUAUGGUACUUACGGAUUUUGGGGCGGUUAUUUAGCAGGUGGAGAAGUAGUGUAUUUCACCGAUUUCUUGAAACCCAAUACGAGUAUGACUAAAGAUUAUUUUCGUUAUGAAAAGAUGUACCCUCCAGAUUGGGUGGCUAUAUCAACUACCCCACCAGGAUUCUGGGAAAAUUAUACUAACCCAUUUCUGACGUGAUGCUCUGGCUUUAUGUCAAAAAAAGCAUCAAAUGCCUUUAUCUGUGAUAUGGUCAUUUAAGUACAAACGGUUUUGAGCCUAAUGAAGUGCGUAAAAAGGGAUUUUAGUCAUCUUUUUUACAUUUCAUUAUAAAUGUAUUAUCCUCUGCCAUGUCAAGUAUGUGAGAAUGCUAACAACAUCAGCAUAGCUAGAGUAUGUAAAUAAAUCUUUCAUUAUCAUUUAGAUGGCUUUUUAGAUGCUCUCACAAUAUAGCAUUUCUUUAUUUAUUAUCAUGACUAAUUCUAUGAAUUUAUUAUGAACAUACUAUGCAUUAUUUAGUUAUUGGUGCUUAUAAUAUGAACUAUCAUACCUCAACUACUUAAACAGCAUUUCUGUUCUGCUCUCAGCUUUGUGUAAAUAUUUUUUUUUAUGUAAAUAUGAGCAAUAUUGCAGUUAUUACAUAUUUUUUAGAUCUUUUUUCACGUUAGUCAAGUACAAAAUAUGAGAAUCUGACACCAUUCACAAUCCCAUUGCUUUGUAGACAAUAUGCUAUCUGUUUUGUUAA
Molecule: messenger RNA, 1734 nt
Organism: Argiope bruennichi
Lineage: Eukaryota; Metazoa; Arthropoda; Arachnida; Araneae; Araneidae
Product: galactoside alpha-(1,2)-fucosyltransferase 2-like
Exons: 4
Coding region: 36-1190 (384 amino acids)
Biological process (GO): carbohydrate metabolic process
Cellular component (GO): membrane
Molecular function (GO): galactoside 2-alpha-L-fucosyltransferase activity
Source: RefSeq, a predicted model, not a curated record